AUGGACCGUGAAACACGGCAAGAGGGAGAGGUCAUUGGCUCAACGCCAACGGUUCCGUCAACCGCAAGUAUUCCGCUGCCACGGAUAUCAAACGACGGUAUAAAUGACGCACGGCCACAUGUACCAAACAAUGGAGUCGAGAUAAAACAUGUUCCCCCAGGAGACAGUUUGGAAGGGGCUCAACCCAACGGUGAUAUCGAGAAAGACGCACAGGUCGGAGAGGCUGCAUGCUCGCCGGAUACCACCACUGAGAAGGACCUGAAUCUGGUUCAGUGGGACGGGCCGUCCGACCCAGGAAAUCCUUUGAACUGGAGUCUCGCCCGGAGAUGGUAUAUCACCAUGAUCAUCUCCUUUGUUGCAUUAUUUGUCAUGUUCUCGAGCAGCGUUUUCACACCAGCCACUCAGGUAACUGCAGCGCUGUAUCACGUUUCAGAGGUGGUCAUGACACUAGCGACGAGUUUAGUUCUACUCGGGUUCGCAUUUGGGCCAUUGAUAUGGGCUCCAUUAUCCGAAUUGUACGGCCGAAUGAUCCCUCUAUGGGUCGGUUUCAGCGGUUUCGUCAUCCUCCAAAUACCUGUAGCAACAGCUCACAAUGUUGAGACGAUUUUGAUUUUCCGAUUCCUGAUCGGAAUUUUCGGCUCCGCCACGACCGCUACUAUUGCGGGCAUCAUUUUUGAUAUCUGGGAUCCUGUUAGACGCGGAGUUGCAGUAGCGAUAUUUGCUGUGGCAACAUUCGCUGGGCCUGUUGCGGGUCCUAUUUUAGGGUCGUUCAUCGUCGAUUCGGAUCUCGGAUGGCGCUGGACCGCAUGGCUGACCUGUAUUCUCUCUGGACUCUGUGCUAUUCUUGGAAUCGCCACAAGUCGAGAGACUUAUGGCCCUGUCAUCUUGCAGCGUCGUGCUGCCCAGCUCCGGCAAAGUACAAGGAACUGGGCGCUCCACUCCGAGUUGGAUGAACACAGGCCAACAUUGGGCGAUAUCUUCACCAAGUACUUCUCCCGCCCGCCGCAGAUGUUGAUUAUGGAGCCCAUCCUUCUAUUCAUGACGAUCUAUAUCGCCAUCACUUACGGCAUGCUCUAUCUCUUUUUCUUCGCAUAUCCCGUCUCCUUUCGCCGGGACCGCGGCUGGGAAAACGCAGGUGUCGCCACUUUACCCUUGCUGGGUCUAUCCCUUGGUAUCAUAGCUGGUCUGGCUGUCAUCGCCUAUGGCACGAAAACCCACUUCACCCGUAAGAUGAAGGAACAUGGCAGUGUUCCCCCUGAAGAGCGGCUCCCCGAAGUAAUCGUUGGCGCUAUCUGCCUACCCAUCGGCCUUUUUUGGUUCUCAUGGACGUCCAGUCCAGAUAUAUCCUGGGUAGCGCAAACUCUUGCUGGAAUCCCCAUUGGUAUGGGCAUCAUUAUCAUUUUCCUGCAGGGAGUCAACUAUCUUAUUGAUGUGUACACGAUUCUUUCGAAUUCUGCCGUCGCGGCGAAUUCGUUCGUGCGAUGCAUUUCCGCCGCCGCUUUCCCCCUCUUUGCUGUGCGUAUGUAUGAAAAGCUUGGGGUUAACUGGGCUGGGAGCCUGCUGGGCUUUUUGUCUCUGGCAAUGGUUCCGGUGCCGAUUCUACUUUAUGUUUAUGGGGCGAGAAUUAGGAGUAUGAGUCGCUUUCAAGUUAGGAAGUAG
This is a messenger RNA of Blastomyces dermatitidis ER-3, 1659 nucleotides long. RefSeq names its product MFS multidrug transporter. Gene Ontology annotation, biological process: transmembrane transport. The record is from RefSeq and is a predicted model, not a curated record. Gene Ontology annotation, molecular function: transmembrane transporter activity. The transcript is spliced from 2 exons. NCBI's taxonomy places the organism in Eukaryota, Fungi, Ascomycota, Eurotiomycetes, Onygenales, Ajellomycetaceae. The coding region runs from base 1 to 1659 and encodes 552 amino acids.